CGUUCAUGAAUUCAACACAUUCAAAGCCAAAACCCCAAAGAAUGAGUGUUCAAAAUUCCCAUUUUUACCGAUCUUGUUAGGAUCAUCUUUCUAAUUCUGAAAUUUUCCAAAUAUAGUCUUGGAAAUCAUCAAAUUCUUUACCUUUUCUUUGAUCGGAAUCGAUCGGAUUGGUAAAAGAUGCUGGAUCGGAUUUUUGGGACUCGCCGGACCCGUCAAUUCCAGCGGAUUCUGCGCAACGGCAAGGUCACGCUUCUCUGCUUGGUUCUCACCAUCGUCGUCCUUCGUGGGAACCUCGGCGCCGGCAAGUUUGGUACGCCGGAGCAGGACUUUAAGGAGAUCCGCGAAACGUUCUAUCAGUACCGUGGCAAGCGUGCCGAGCCACGCCGCGUCCUCGAAGAAUUGCAAACCACCACCGAGCAGACGGCGUCGUCGGCGACCAACAAUUAUGCCGAAUUUGACAUCAAUAAGUUGUUUGUUGAUGAAGAAGAAGAUGUGAAGAAAAACCCUAAUGAACCCUACAGUAUAGGGCCGAAGAUCUCAGAUUGGGACGAACAAAGAGGUGAAUGGUUGAAACAAAACCCUAGUUUCUCUAAUUUUCUUAAUGCUAAUAAGCCUAGGGUUUUGUUGGUAACUGGGUCCUCACCUAAACCUUGUGAGAAUCCAGUUGGUGAUCAUUAUUUAUUGAAAUCAAUAAAAAACAAGAUAGAUUACUGUAGGGUACAUGGGAUAGAGAUCUUUUAUAACAUGGCUUUGCUUGAUGCUGAAAUGGCUGGUUUUUGGGCUAAACUUCCAUUGAUUCGGAAACUUCUUUUGAGCCAUCCUGAGGUAGAGUUCUUAUGGUGGAUGGACAGUGAUGCCAUGUUUACAGAUAUGGCAUUUGAGGUACCUUGGGAGAGAUACAAAGAUAAGAACUUGGUUUUGCAUGGUUGGAAUGAAAUGGUUUAUGAUCAAAAGAAUUGGAUUGGAUUGAACACCGGUAGCUUUUUGUUGAGAAAUUGUCAGUGGUCUUUGGAUUUACUUGAUGCUUGGGCUCCAAUGGGUCCGAAAGGGAAAGUUAGGGAUGAAGCUGGCAAGAUUUUGACUAGAGAGCUCAAAGAUAGACCUGUUUUUGAAGCAGAUGAUCAAUCUGCUAUGGUUUGGUUAUUGGCUUCUCAGAAAGAUAGAUGGGCUAGUAAGGUUUACUUAGAAAACCAUUAUUAUCUCCAUGGGUAUUGGGGGAUUUUGGUUGAUCGAUAUGAGGAAAUGAUAGCAAGUUACCAUCCAGGUCUUGGUGAUCAUAGAUGGCCUCUAGUUACUCACUUUGUGGGUUGCAAACCUUGUGGGAAAUUUGGUGAUUACCCAGUUGAAAGGUGUUUGAAACAGAUGGAUCGUGCAUUCAAUUUUGGGGACAACCAGAUUCUGCAAAUGUAUGGAUUCACCCACAAAUCGCUUGCUAGCAGGAGGGUAAAACGGACAAGAAAUGAUAGUAGCAAUCCUCUUGAGGUGAAGGAUGAGCUUGGUUUGCUUCACCCUGCAUAUAAAGUUACUAAGAUUUCAUCUUCUUGAAAAACUCUUAUGAAGGGGAUAGGCUUCGAUAUUUGAAUUAGUUUGUCAUUUUCACCCAUGAUUCGUAUUGUGCUCUAAGUUAUGAUACAUUUGGAUUUUGUAUCGUUCUUUUAUUUGUCAAAUGUCAUAGCCUGUUGAUUGUAUUGAAAUUUUUUCUUGUUACUAGCCAGUUAAGUUUAUAUGGAAGGCAAACAAAUAGCUUGAGCCAACUUUUGUUACACGUUUACUAUCUCGACUGUUGUCAGAAAUAUUAACCACAUAUUUAUACAUCCGUUCUUCGUUGCAUUAGUUGGCUUAAUUCUGUC
Cynara cardunculus var. scolymus (artichoke) is the source of this 1850-nucleotide messenger RNA. Its product is annotated as xyloglucan 6-xylosyltransferase 2-like. Gene Ontology annotation, biological process: xyloglucan biosynthetic process. Bases 178 to 1545 code for a protein of 455 amino acids. The transcript has 2 exons. Gene Ontology annotation, molecular function: hexosyltransferase activity; xyloglucan 6-xylosyltransferase activity; UDP-xylosyltransferase activity. Gene Ontology annotation, cellular component: trans-Golgi network; membrane; endosome. Lineage: Eukaryota; Viridiplantae; Streptophyta; Magnoliopsida; Asterales; Asteraceae. The record is from RefSeq and is a predicted model, not a curated record.